This is a messenger RNA of Acanthaster planci (crown-of-thorns starfish), 872 nucleotides long. RefSeq names its product ribosomal protein L27a (gene rpl27a). Gene Ontology annotation, cellular component: cytosolic large ribosomal subunit; ribosome. NCBI's taxonomy places the organism in Eukaryota, Metazoa, Echinodermata, Asteroidea, Valvatida, Acanthasteridae. The record is from RefSeq and is a predicted model, not a curated record. Gene Ontology annotation, molecular function: structural constituent of ribosome. Gene Ontology annotation, biological process: translation.
UCCUUUCAACCUCGUUCUUUUGUUUCAAGAAAGACGGUGAUCUCAUUUGUUCUCGUGAAAUAUCGUAGAAAGCGGUCUUUCGUUCGCCAUCUAUCCAACAUGUCGGUGUUGAAGCAUCGCAAGAAGACAAGAAAGCUCCGUGGUCAUGUCAGUCACGGCCACGGGCGCAUCGGCAAGCACCGCAAACACCCCGGUGGCCGUGGCAACGCUGGUGGGCAGCACCACCACAGGAUCAACUUUGACAAAUACCAUCCAGGUUAUUUUGGAAAGGUUGGAAUGAGGCACUUCCAUCUGACACGCAACAAGUACUUCAAGCCAGCCAUCAACGUGGACAAGAUUUGGUCGCUGGUCAGCGAACAGACCCGAACGCACUACGCCAAGAACACAGAAAAGGCACCCAUCAUCGAUGUCGUUCAAGCGGGCUACUACAAAGUCUUGGGUAAGGGUCUUCUGCCCAAGCAGCCCGUCAUCGUCAAAGCCAAGUUCUUCAGCCGCGUUGCCGAGGUCAAGAUCAAGAAAGCAGGGGGCUGCUGCGUGCUUGUCGCUUGAAGAGGUCAGGGGCCGUGGUCAUCACAUAGAGCUGCUGAGGGGACAUCCAUCAUAACAUGGAAUGAAGUGAUCAGGCUUUACCCAACGGGGCCCGCUACUUCAUCAAAACUUGCAAAUUUGUUUGUGUGUUUUUUUUUUAUUGUGAGCUGCAGACCAGCCGUCUAUUUUCUGUUCCUGUUGAUAUCCCUAUAUGGGACGCUAAUGGGCAAGACAGGCCAAGGAUUUGAUGAUACGUUGCUGGUUUGAUGUUCUCUCAGUUUCCACAACAUUGGAUUUCUCAGAGCUGUGUUAAGUUGGAUAAUAAAAGGAAUUAUGUGAACACA